AAUGCUAUCGAGUGCAUUGCGGAAUCAGGCUAUCAGACAGGCCUCUUUAGCUUCCCCUCUUGGCCCACAAGUAGUCCCUGUGGUGGGUAUAGAUGAGAUGAGUGCUCAGUAUGCAGACCCUUAUCAAUCAUUAUCCCCCUCACUGUAUGUUGCAAUGCAAAACCAAGCCAUCCGAGAUGCUGCCUUUGUUUCCCCUUUGGGCCCUCAUGAGUCACCUGUGGCCACUUCAUCUCCCCUUUUGUCUGGCGCAUUGCAAAAUCAAACAGUGAGAGAUGCAUCUUAUGUUUCUCCUCUGCAAAGGCCAGUAUCUCCGUAUGUACAGGCCAUGCCCCCUUCAUCUCCCCUUUUGUCUGGCGCAUUGCAAAAUCAAACAGUGAGAGAUGCAUCUUAUGUUUCUCCUCUGCAAAGGCCAGUAUCUCCGUAUGCACAUGCCAUGCCCCCUUCCUCUCCAAUAGUGUCCAGAGCUUUGCAAAAUCAGGCGGUGAGAGAAGCAUCCUACGUGUCUCUCAUUCCAAGGCCUCAGUCCCCUUAUGCGCCAUCUGCUCCUUCAUCUCCAAUGCUUCAUGGAGCCAUAAGGCAAAAUCAGGCACUUCAAGGUGUAGCUUCUUAUCCCACUCCACAGCUACACUCGCCAUACGGACAGACUUAUGUUACUGGGUAUGAUUAUAUAUCUGAGCCUGGCCCAGCACCACUGCUCUAUGAUGCCUUGCAGAACCGUUCCAGUGUGCAGAAUGUUUCUUCUCUAAGAUCGCCAAUGAUGCAACGCCAUAACCCUUAUGCACCAGCUGGGCCUAAGCUCCAUAGUGCACUACAGCAGCAUCCAAAUAUCCUCCAAGCAUCCUAUCAGUCUCCUUUGCAAUUCAGACGGUCCCCAUAUGGACCUCCGCCACCCUCUUCACCAAUGCUGGCCACUGCCCUUCAUAAUCCACAGUUGAUGCAGGCAUCAUACCGGCUGCCAGAUGGAACUUUGGUGUCACCCUACGCAGAUCCACAUUCUUCACCACAGCUUAAUCAAGCUUUGCAGAACCAACAAAUCCGUGGAGCUUCAUACAUUUUGCCAGAUGGAUCAGUUAUCAGGGACCCACGAAUUCCCCAGAAGCCCAUGUCUCCCAACCUUGCCAGAGCUCUUCAGAACCAGGAUCUCAGGACUGCUACGUACACUCUACCUGAUGGCACAAUUAUAGAUCCUAGACAGCAACAACCUGUUUCACCAAACUUGGCUAAGGCCCUGAAGAACCCAGCGCUCCGUGAAGCUUCUUAUUCACUCCCUGAUGGUACCAUUGUCAUUGACCCAAAGAAACCAAAAUCCCCCAACCUUGCAGCUGCACUUCAGAACCCUUACCUGAAAAGUGCCUCUUACACACUGCCUGACGGUACUAUUAUCAUCGAUCCACGAAAGCCUGCCUCUCCAAAUCUUUCUAAUGCCCUUCAGAACCCCGCCCUCAGGAACGCCUCAUUCAACCUGCCGCAGGGAGUUCGUGACCCUAAUACACCCAUAUCGCCAGACUUGUUUAAGGCCCUUAAUAACCCAGCCUUGAAAGGGGCAACUCUGACCCUACCCGAUGGAACUAUGAUAGUUGAUCCCAGAAAACCAAAGAGUCCCAACCUGACGGCAGCGCUUCAAAACCCUUACCUUAAGGGUGUCUCAUACACCUUGCCUGAUGGAACCAUCAUCAUUGACCCACGAAAACCUCUCAACCCUGACUUGUCUAAAGCUCUCGAGAAUGUACACCUUAGAAAUGCUACAUACCAGCUCCCUGAUGGAUCCUUGGUCAUUCCUGGUCAACAACCUAAAACUCCAAACCUUUCCUUUGCCCUGAGGAAGAACAUGGCCCUUCGUUCUGCAGAUCGCUUUCAUCUUCCUCAGAAUUCUGCCCUGACAGGGGCACCUAAACCCUCCAUUCCAAACCUUUCCACUGUCCUGAACAACGAAGACAUGCGUGGUGCCCAUUACAGGUUGCAAGAUGGCUCCAUUCUGACAAGACGGUUCCAUAAUCCCAGUAUGGUGGAUGCGAUCCAAAACCAACAGCUUCGUUACGCCUCAUACAGGCCACCGGCAGGACUACAGGGUGCGGAUAAUCGAUAUGCUGUGAUUCCCCCCUACGGACCGUACUCCGGCCACUGGGCCAGGAAUGCCAGAGGAGGCGGGGAAGCAGGGGAGGAUGUUUGGGCCGCUGAAAGGGUUUUGCCCCAUGGCACCGUCCAGAAUCUGGCCAAGUGGUCGAUGUACAGAGAAGCUGGAGUGUUGGAUGUAUAUUUACCUACACCUAAAGUUGAGGAUGGAGAGAUUCAGGAUCCAGACUGGACUCCUGUCAGGGAGAGGAUGCCUGGGCAAAGCUGGUAUGAUAAGAUCUACUCUGUCCUAAGCAUGCCAACAACUGGCCACAGGGUAAAACGCUGGGCUGAGGGCAUGGAAGACUUGACACAGCUACCGGAGCUGAAUGAGACCACCGUUCUGAUGAAUCUCAAGAAACGCUACGACCAGGAGCUCAUUUAUACCUACAUCGGCAGCAUCCUUGUGUCUGUCAACCCUUACAAGUUGCUGAACAUUUACGGCACAGACAUGGUGCGCCAGUAUGAGGGCCACGGCUUGAGUGACAACCCUCCUCAUCUUUUUGCCCUCGCUAAUCUCUCAUACACCAACAUGAUGGAUGCCAAAAACAACCAGUGUAUUGUGAUCAGUGGCGAAAGCGGGUCUGGGAAGACGGAAGCAACGAAACUGAUUCUACGUUACUUGACAGCCAUACAUCACAAACGCAAUGUAACCCAACAGAUAGAGAUCCUAGAAGCCACGCCUUUGUUGGAGUCCUUCGGGAAUGCCAAAACCGUGCGCAAUGACAACUCUUCGCGCUUUGGCAAAUUCACGCAGAUCUGCAUGGAGCAGGGUGUAAUCAGCGGUGCCAUAACGUCUCAGUACCUGUUGGAGACAUCCCGCAUUGUCUUUCAGGCCAAAUCGGAAAGGAACUACCACAUCUUCUACGAGAUGUUGGCGGGUCUUCCUCCGCACGAGAAACGCUCGCUGUAUCUGCAGGAUGCUGAGACCUACUACUAUCUCAAUCAGGGAGGAGACUGUACGAUCGAGGAGAAGGACGACGCGGAGGACUUCAGACGACUGCUGAAUGCCAUGGACAUCCUGCGCUUCACCCCCGAGGAGCAAAAGGGCAUUUACAGACUUUUGUCCUCCAUCCUCCAUCUUGGUAACGUCUACUUCCAGCCACUCCAGGCCAAGGCCGAAGGCCAGGAGGCGGCGUCGGUGGUGAGCGCCCAGGAGAUUCGGGUGGUGGCCGAGCUGCUGCAGGUGUCCCCUGAAGGCCUGCAAAAGUGUGUCACCUUCAAAAUGAUGGACACAGUCAGGGAAAAGAUCUACACUCCGCUCACAGUAGACAAUGCUGUGGAUGCCAGAGAUGCUGUUGCCAAGAUCCUCUACUCGCUGCUCUUCAACUGGCUGACGGAGCGCAUCAACGGACGCGUGUACCCCCGCAACCACGCGCUCUCCAUCGCCAUCCUGGAUAUUUAUGGAUUCGAGGAGCUGCAGGUGAACAGUUUUGAGCAGCUGUGCAUCAACUACGCCAACGAGACCUUGCAGUUCUACUUCAGCAAAGUCAUCAUCCAGCGGGAGCAGGAGGAGUACAUGCGCGAGCAGAUUGAGUGGCAGCAGCGAGCCUUCAGCCACAACCAGGCCUGCCUGGACCUCAUCGCCGCAAAGCCUCAUGGGAUACUGCGCAUCCUGGACGAUCAGUGCGGCUUCCCUCAGGCAACCGACCACACCUUCCUGCAGAAGUGCCAUUAUCACCAUGGUAACGACCCCCUCUAUGCCAAGCCCAAGAUGGCACUGCCAGAGUUCACCCUCAAGCACUACGCCGGCAGCGUCACCUAUCAGGUGCACAAGUUCUUGGAUAAAAACUUUGACACGGUCCGGCAGGACGUCCUGGACCUCUUCAUCCAGAGCAAACACAGAAUGGUGUCCGACCUCUUCCUCAAACACUCGGAGGUCGUGUCCCUGCAGCGCUCCCACGCGCGGCGCAGCAGCACGGCUCGCCGCUUCCAGGCCAACACGGUCAGUGCAAAGUUCCAGAGCAGCUUGCAGGAGCUGCUGGAGAAGAUGGAGAGGUGUAACCCUUAUUUUGUGCGAUGCAUCAAGCCAAACCACCUAAAGGAGGCCGGACUGUUUGACACAGAGCUGGUGAGCACGCAGCUGCGUUACUCUGGAAUCAUGGAGACCAUACGGAUCCGCAAGGAAGGUUACCCGGUCAGGCUCACCUUUGACGGCUUCCUCUCAAGGUAUAAAGCCCUGCUCUGCAUGAAAGAAACGCCGCCCGCCCUCGGAGAAAACUGCGCCAUCGUGCUGCGCAAACUGGGCCCCGUCAAGGUCGGCUCCUUCCAGCUGGGAGUCAGCAAGAUCUUCCUGAAAGAAGAGCUACAUCAGCUGCUGGAAAGCAAGCGGGACCGCCUGCUCAACAUCGCCGCCCUCACGCUGCAGAGAUAUGUGCGCAUGUACUUCAUUCGCAAGAACUUUGUCAAGUUCCGACACUGCAUGACACGCUUUCGUGCUCGCUGCAAAGGCUACGUGAUCAGGAGAAAGUUUUCUAGGAGGAGGAAAUACUUAAUCAGGCUGCGCUCCAUCGUGCGGCUCAUUGUCAACCGGCAGCGUUACAUGCGGACGGUGGUGGAUCCUGCGAGGAAGGCUGAGGAGGACCGCAUCAAUAGAGAAGUGGUGAAUGUGACCACGCUGCCUAUCCCUGCCCAGCUGGCCGCGCUGCUGCAGGCGGCUUCAGGUGGAGCCGAGCUGCACUCGGACUGCUUGGCACUCGUCCAGGCUCCAAAGGUGCAGGUCGACCCCCAGCUGACCUUGCCCCUGGACAUCAACAACUACCUCAUGACUCAUUACAUCCGCGCCAUAUUUAGGGAGCCGUUGUUUGGGAUGCUGACAGCCCCACUGGAGAACUCCCUGACCCGAUUGGACCAGGAGCUUCAGCAAGGAUCGCUCAACGUUUUUGUGCUGAUCCUUCGCUUCAUGGGCGACCCCGACUUGAACGGGGCCCAGGAGAACCUCUUUGGCAACUACAUCGUCCAGAGAGGACUCGCUCGCCCCGACCUCCGAGACGAGAUCUUCGCCCAAGUCGCCAACCAGGUGUGGAGGAACCCCAACGUGCUGAAUUGUGAGCGGGGUUGGCUCCUGUUGUCCUCGUGUCUGUCCGCCUUCAUUCCCUCCCCAAGGCUGGUCAAGCACCUGAUCAAGUUCGUGUCCGACUACGGCCCGGAAGGCUACGACUCGGUGUGUCAGCGCCGUCUGCUCCAGGCCAUGCAGGGGCGGAGCGCGGGGCCGGAACACGUGCGCACGUACCCGCCCUGCCUGCUGGAGUGGACCGCCAACCGCAAGCGAGCGCACACGGUCCUGCACGUGCACUGUUUCGAUGGUGUGUCCGUCCUUUGUCCCGUGCACUCGUGGACUAGAGGGGAGGAUAUGGCCAGAGACAUCCUACAACACAGGGGUGUGACGGAGGGUCGUCGGGGGUGGUCCGUGCUGCUGAAGGAGGCGGCCCAGUUGGUGGAACUAGAGGGGUCAGACUAUGUCCUGGACCUUAUGUCAGACUUGGAGCUCCCGGCGGACUUUCCUAAACACAGCAGCUACUUCAUCAUCUCUGCACAGGAUCCAGGCCGAGUCAGGCCCAAUGCUAGCAUAAGUCUGCUGGGCGGUGGGUUUGAUGCCAACGACGAUGUCUUAUUGUCCGCCAUAGCGUCUGACGGGUUCGCCAGCCAGGAUGCCGAGCCUCCGCCAGGGAUGGAUCGUUAUCUCGACAGCCUGUUUGACCCGGUUCUCUCUGAGGGGACUGCGGAAGUGGACUCUGCUGCCCUCCUCUCCAGCAGGAUGAAGGGCGCCGGAGGAGUCGGCUGGCACGACCCAGACCAGUCCGGCGGCCCCCCACCUCCACCUGGCGCUGUGCGGGUCCUUCCUGUGGGAGCUGUGAUGUCACCUCGCGUAGCGGCCGUCGCCCCCGUCACCCCUGAUGUCCAGCAGGCGAUCCUGGCCCGGCAGCAGCAGAUAAAUCAGCAGGCAGCCAUCAUGGCGCAGCAGGCCAUGUCCAGCCCCCCGACCUCACCCGUCACAAGCCCUCCCACCAGCCCUCAGCUCCAGCAUCCGCCCAGCCCGUACGCCGCCGUGCCUCCGAGUCCCUACGCCAACAUCCCGCCCAGCCCAUACGCCAACUUCACGCCAUCGCCCUACGGCGCCGUCAGCCUCCCGUCCAGCCCCUACCCGCCUCCCUCGGCGACUAAUACUCCAUUGCAGCCUCCGGGUCAACCUGCGCCAGAGGCCCCGACGCGUCCCAAGGACCCAGAGAUGAGCCCCGCUGGAACCGACAGAACUGGGUCGACGCCGCCGGAGGCUAGUCCGCCCACGCAGUCGAAUAAAGACAGCGUUCCUCGGAGGAAAGCACCAACAAUUCCCACCAACAAGGACAAACCUGCCAAAACUUUUGCCCCAGUGCCCACGUCUGCGCCGCCCCCUGCCGGUGAGAUGGUGAAGUACUCCCCUCGGCCAACGGAGCAUAUUGUGCCCAGCCACGACAUUCAAGAAAUUAUCAGGCGAUACAACUCCCCGCCUCCACCAAUGGAGCCACUCCCACCUGGGAAAAGGAGACCAGAGGGUAAAUUCAAGAAGAAACAAACACCUCGUGACGAAGCGUUACAGAUCCUAAAGCCUCAGAUGAACAACCCUCCUGCUCCACAGCCUAAACGUCCAGAGGCUCCGCCUCCUUCUGCCCCUGUGAUGAAGGAGACCACUUCGAAACCCACCAGGAGCACCAAGACCAGAGCGCCCGGUCGUCCGGUUCUGGUCCCCCCACCAGUGUCUCGAGAGAUGCCGGUGGAAGUGGAGAACAUUCAGACUCAACUGCACCAGAGCACCAACGAGGAACACUACACCUACACCAACGUUCCCUGGAGACUUUACCUCAGGAAAGAGGUGUUUUACCCCAAAGACAACUUCAACAGCCCGCUGGUGUUGGACCUCAUUUUCAAACAGAUAGUUAACGACACUCUGUCAGAGGCGUGCGUUCGCAUCAGGCGGGAUGAAAGGCAGAGGAUGAAAGCUCUCUUUGGCGAACAUGGCGUCCAACAGAACAUGGACCCGGUGGAAGAACACGUGAAGAAAAAGAUAGUCACGGCCGCCAGGGACACCUGGGAAAUUUACUUCUCCAGACUCUUCCCUGCUUCGGGUAGCGUGGGAACAGGCGUGCAGGUCAUGUCGGUGUCGCACGGCGGCGUCAAGCUGCUGAAGACCGUGAGGAGCAGCGCCACCGCUCCGGACUACUUCCGGGUCCUCCGAGCGUACACUUACGCAGACAUCUUGUUCGUGACCAUCCCGUCUGAGAACAUGCUGGAGUUCAUCCUGACCAACGACAAGCUCAUCUUGUUCUCGGCCAAGGCGCCGCAGGUCAAACACCUGGUGGACGCCUUCAUCAACGAGAUCAAGAAGGAUUCGGACUAUGUGAUCGCGGAGCGUAACUUCGUGGCGGACGACCGCUCCAUGCUCAACUUCCACAAGGGCGACAUCAUCAGGCUGCAAGUGCUGGACGGGCUGGAGAAAGGUUACAGCUAUGGCUGCGUGGUGAGGAAGAAAGUGGUGUUUUUGGAGGAGCUGAAGAGGAAUACACCCGACUUUGGCUGGAAGUUUGGCGCCGUGUUUGGACGCUCGGGCGCCUUCCCUGCCGAGUGCGUGCGCCCCGUGGCGCCUCCGGACUUCCUGACCCUGCCGCUGGACCGCAAGGCGGAGCCUCGGGGAGGAGCGGGGCAGUUUGCAGCGUCGUCGGCGGUGGCGGUGGCCGUGGCGUCCACCAUGGCCGCGCACGAGAUCGACCAGACCAUCGAGAAGGUUUCUCUGGAUGGCUUCGACGGCGACGUGGACGAGAGGACUCUGCAGGACAGCAAAUACGACAUGCUGGAGUUCGCCAAGAAAUACUUCAGACGUGCAGCCGGAGGGCGAGGGGACUCCCUGAAGAACAGGAGCAAGAGCCGAGACUCCAGGGUACCUGAGGAAAUGAUCAAGUUCUCCAAGACACCCCUCAGCGAGUCUCUGAUAGAGUUCACCGACCCGGCCAUGGACAGAGUGGCGGCGGACCUCUUCUUGUCGGUCAUGCGCUUCAUGGGGGACGCUCCGAUCAGGGGAAUGACGGAACAGGAAGUGGUCACCACUUUCCUCAAGCUGAUAGGAGAUUUCACCUUGAUGAGGGACGAGGCUUACUGUCAGGUGCUCAAACAGAUUACAGCCAACACCAGCUCCAAAGCUGACAGCUGCCAGCGAGGAUGGAGGCUCCUCUACAUCCUGACUGCUUUCAGCCGCUGCUCCGAGGUCCUCAAGCCCGUCCUCCUGAAAUACCUGAUGCAGGCCUCUCUCGGCGCCGGUGUACAGUAUCAGGGUAUCGCCAAAGCGUGUGAGCAGAACCUGAAGAAGACGUUCCAACAUGGCGGCCGCACUGUUCCGCCCAACAACAUGGAGCUCAAAGCUAUGCUGUCGGGGAGAAGCUCCAAGCGUCAGCUCUUCCUCUUCCCGGGAGGCAUUGAACGGCACGUGAAAAUCAAAACAUGCACCGUCUCCCUGGAGGUGAUCGAGGAACUGUGUUACGAGAUGGGCUUACACAGACUGGAGGCCAUCGAGGAAUACGCCAUAUUUUUAGUCACCGGCAGAGGUCAGAACGUGCGCCCGCUCAACAAACACGAGUACAUCCUGGACGUCGCCUCAGAGGCCGAGGUCGUGGACAACAACUACAGCUUCUGGUUCCGACGGGUGGUCUGGACCCAGCCUCUCAAGUUCGACAGCGAGCUCUACGUGGCCAUGCACUACAAUCAGAUCCUGCCGGACUACCGCAAAGGUCUCCUGAACAUUCUCCCACCCGGAGCGGUGAGCGACCAACAGCUGCAUCAGGUCUCCAAGCUGGCCGCCUUGCAGCACCGAGCCAAAGACCUGCUUUUCAUCCCCAGCAUACACGAGCUGUCGGAGUACAUCCCCGCGCCUCUCUUCAAAAAGCAGCCGCCCCAGCAGUGGGUUGCCAUGGCGACGCAGCACAUGCAGCAAGUGCAGAUCUUGAGUCCGCACCAGGCCCGCGCACAGUUUAUGGGUCUGAUCAGCGCCUUCCCCAUGUUCGGCUCGUCGUUCUUCUACACCCACAGCAGCAGCUCCACCUCCUUCUACGCCCCCUGCAUCGUCGCUGUCAAUCAAAACGCCCUCCACUUCCUGCACAGGAGCACGCACGAGGCGAUGGCGACGGUCCCCCUGGUGGAGGUGCAGGCCAGCCGCACCCAGAGGCCCUCGGCCGGGGCCAGCUACCCGUACGUGGACCUCGCCCUGGGCGACAUGGACGCGCAGCGGCUCGUCCAGCUGCAGCUGGAGCAGGGCCUGGAGCUGUGUCGAGUCAUCGCCAUGCAGGUGGAAAACAUGAUGCUGCUGCGCGAGAAGAGGCUCACUCUGCCGCCCAGCGAGAUCACCAUGCUGUAGAGCAGGGCUGGCCAAAGUGCGGCACUUUUUAAAAAAAAUUGUUAGCAUUCUAAUUAGCAUGCUAGUUUGUCUUUUUUUGCUAGUUUUGCCCAUAGACAUCUUAUAAGGGUACGCAGCAUGGAGCGCUACUGCCUACUGGAGCUGACGAGACGCGGGGCCGCCAUCUUGGAGUGGUGAUCCGCUCCACUCAGUGCAAUCCAUUUGGCAGGAGCAAUGAACUGUCAGCGCAUUUAAUUCAUUUUACCUCACUGAAUACCAAUGAUUUUCACGUGGUUUUUUGUCAUCAGGUAGCUAUGAUGGCGGCCCAAUUUCUCACGUCACAACAGCCAAUGCUGCGUCUACUUAUAAGAUGUCUAUGGUUUUGCAUAUAUACACCUUUUUACGUCAAACACAUACUUGACGAAUGCUAACGUUAUUAUGCUAGAUUUUUCCGCUAAUUUUGUAGGUGUACAUCCGAGUCAGGUUUUGGUACAUGAUCCAUGCUAAUCAUAUUAACUAAUUUUUCAGAUGUGCACCUCAGAGUAAUAUAUUUUGGUGCUUGACGCAUGUUAAAGUUAGCAUUUUAGCAUGCUAGCUUUUUAGGCUAACUUAACAGGCAAACACCUCAGUGUCAUAUAUUUUGGUAUUUCACUAAUGCUAACUGUAACCAUGCUAUUGUUAGCAUAUUACUGUUACAUUUGCUAAUUUUGCAGAUAUACACCUUUUUACGUCAACUAUACUGUAUACUUGACAAAGACUACCUGUUAGCAUGCUAACGUUUGAAUGCUCGCCCUUUUUUGCUAAUUUUGUAGGUGUACACCCAAGUCAUAUUUUGGUACUUGAUGCGUGCUAAGCAUUUUAACUAAUUUUUCAUAUGUGCACCUCAGAGUAAUAUAUUUUUGGUGCUUGACGCAUGUUACCGUUAGCAUUUUAGCAUGCUAACGUUUGCAUGCUAGCUUUUUAAGCUAAUUUAACAGGCAUACAUUUAAUGUCAUAUAUUUUUGUAAUUCACUAAUGCUAACUGUAAGUAUGUUAUUGUUAGCAUGUUAGCAUAUUACUGUUAGCAUUGUAGUUGUUUUGCUAAUUUUGCAGAUGUACCCCUUUUUACGUCAAAUAUACUGUAUACUUGACAAAGGCUACGUUUGAAUGCUAGCUUUUAUUUUGCUAAUUUUGUAGGUGUACACCUGAGUCAUAUUUUGGUACUUGAUGCAUGCUAACUAAUUUUUCAUAUGUGCACCUCAGAGUAAUAUAUUUUGGUGCUUUACGCAUGUUACCGUUAGCAUUUUAGCAUGCUAACGUUUGCAUGCUAGCUUUUUUCGCUAAUUUUGUAGGUAUAUACCUGAGUCCUAUUUUGGUACUUGAUGCAUGUUUACUAAUUUUUCAGAAGUGCACCUCAGAGUAACAUAUUUUGGUACUUGACACAUGUUACAGUUAGCAUUUUAACAUGCUAACAUUAGCAUGCUAGCUUUUUAAGCUAAUUUAACAGGCAUACACCUAAGCGUCAUAUAAUUUGGUAUUUCACUAACACUAACUGUAAGCAUGCUGUUGUUAGCAUGUUAGCAUAUUACUGUUAGCAUGCUAGCUUUUUUUACCUCACAUUGUACCUUUUUUUUUUUUUAAGGUGAAAACUACCAAAAUGCCCCCCGCAUCCUUUCAUUUGUUAGCCUAUUGCUCUCACAUGGUAAAAGUUUGGGCACUCCGGCUGUAGGCGCUGUGGUGACACGCACAAGUAAUGCAAAUUACCGCCACCCACAGGACAGGAGUGGAAACACGUCAUUAUUGUUUCCAUCAAAUGAAUCAGGGAUGGUAUGACAAGUUAAGGAAAUGACCUUUUUUCCAGGCUAAAUGUUAUAUUUUGGUUUCUAAGAGGGACUACCGGUAAUUGUCACUAAUGUAUUUAAAUGCAUAUUUGUUACACUUCAAUCAAUCAAUCAAUCAAUGUUUAUAUAUUGGAAAAAUUGCAAACUAACGUACUUUUAUUUGUUGAUUAAACAUGACUGAUGUGUCAUGUGUUUAUAGGUGGGUACUGAAGUGUUUUUGUAUGUUUUUUUAAAUUAUAAUUUUCUAAAGUAAUUUUUGACAUUGUUUUCCAACAAACGUAUUAAGGACGUUGUUGUUUUAUAUGAUAGAGUUUAAUGAGAAUAAAUUCAGAUGCCAGCACUGUUGUGAAAAUGUUGUGUUUAACGCCAAAAUUGUUUGCUUAUUUAGGCCCUUAUCAUAUUAUUAUUCUAUCACUUUGAACUAGAGAUGUCCGAUAAUGGCUUUUUUGCAGAUAUUCCGAUAUUGUCCAACUCUUAAUUACCGAUUCCGAUAUCAACCGAUACCGAUAUACACAAUCGUGGAAUUAACACAUUAUUAUGCCUAAUAUUGUUGUGAUGCCCCACUGGAUGCAUUAAACAAUGUAACUUUACCAUGAAUUGGUUAACGUGGACCCCGACUUAAACAAGUUGAAAAACUUAUUCGGGUGUUACCAUUUAGUGGUCAAUUGUACGGAAUAUGUACUGUACUGUGCAAUCUAGUUUCAAUCAAUCAAUCAAUCAAAAACAAGGUUUUCCAAAAUAAGAGAACAACUUCAACUCCAGUUAUAGAAAAAAAUGCCAACAUGGCACUGCCAUAUUUAUUAUUGAAGUCACAAAGUGGUUUGUUUUUUUUAACAUGCCCUUAACAGCAGCUUGGAAUUUGGGACAUGCUCUCCCUGAGAUAAUCCUAAUACCCACUACAACUAUGGGAAAUACUAUACUUUGACUUUCACAAAGUGCAUUAUUUGUAUUUUUUUUAAACAUGCCUCAAAACAGCUACAAAAACAAUGAAGGCACACAGCUUCAGUCCAGAGUAUACUAGAGCCUACGUCCGUGUUUUACCGGGUGUGUACCGCUCCGUACAGCGGCAUUUUUAAAAAGUAAUUAAUUUUACUUCUUGAAACCGAUACGGAUUAUUUCCGAUAUUACAUUUUAAAGCAUUUAUGGGCCGAUAAUAUCGGACAUCUCUACUUUGAACGCAUUGUUAAAUAAUCAAAUGUAGAUACUUUUUCUUAUACUUUCUGAUCUCUCUCUCUAUGUCCACUUCUUGCUGUACAUAUCCUACCAAGUCAGACCUACACUGUUUCAAUGUCCAUUUCUCUGAUGAUACAAUUGUUGAUGACUGAAGUGUUGAUACCGGCAUACGACUGUGAAUUGUUUUUGUUUGCGGAUGACUCUGCCUUGCUGGUAUCCGGCAAGGACAAGUCACAGGUGGAGAAAAUCCUCAGUGCUGAGCUCUGUAGAACUUGCACCU
Entelurus aequoreus (snake pipefish) is the source of this 12745-nucleotide messenger RNA. RefSeq names its product unconventional myosin-XV-like. Bases 2 to 9493 code for a protein of 3163 amino acids. The transcript is spliced from 73 exons. NCBI's taxonomy places the organism in Eukaryota, Metazoa, Chordata, Actinopteri, Syngnathiformes, Syngnathidae. Gene Ontology annotation, cellular component: myosin complex; cytoskeleton. Gene Ontology annotation, molecular function: protein binding; ATP binding; cytoskeletal motor activity. The record is from RefSeq and is a predicted model, not a curated record.